GUUUGGUUUUGUAACUUGAAUAAUUUUGUUUUUUUUAUUAAGUUGUUACGUCGUCAGCCGGCUCAAAAUAGUUUUCGUUCAAAGUUAAUUGGGCAGACAAAAAUUUGUUCGCAAGUAAAGAUUUUUGUUAGAAAAAUGGAUAGAGGAAGCUUGGGAAACUUUCGGACUAAAAUUGUAAAAUAUUCUUCUAAUGAAGACAGAAGGUCAAAUACUCUUCAUUGGAAAAAAGAAGUUGAAGAUGGCGUUCCUAAAAAGAAAAGACGGGUUGUUGAUAUGAAAACAUCAAAGCAACAUCGUUUUCUGAGAAAAAAACCUCAAAAAAAAGUUUGUAAAGAUAUUAACAGGGUUGUUUUGGCUAAUUAUAUUCCUGUUGCAAAAUCUUCAUCAAUGGUAAAAUCCAAAAAUUUUUUUACAAAUAGUGAACAAAUUAUUUUGAACACUUUAAUGUCAUUAAUUGCUGAAAACUACUCUUUAAACUCAAAAAUAAAUAUUAGUAAAGUUUUGGAAUUUGCGUUGAAAGAAUGUCCUACAGAUCACGAUCGAAAUAAUUCAAUAAAGGAUGCUACUUCAAAAGUAAUGAAAUUAAUAAAUUAUGAUCUCCAUGAUUUGAAAAAAGUAGCUGUAACUAUCGACGAAUUAGAAAAUGUAAUUAACAAACAACUUAAAAUAAUUAAAAAAACUGUAAAAAUCGAUAUUAAAAACAAAAUGACAAUAGAAGACGAAAUAGAAGAAUGUAAAUUAGUUUUGAUGUUUUUCUCGAAUGAUAAAGGUAAACUAAAUUUUUUUUAUAAAAAAUUAGCUGAUCUGACAGGAACAGACGAUAAAGGUAUUGAACUAUGGCUUGCUGAAGCAGAAACCAAUGUAGAUAAAAUACAGAAAUUAAUUAUUGAUCAUGCCGAUCUUAAUAACGCACCACUAAUGAGAAAAGAUCACCUUGAAGAUAUAAAGAGAAUGUUAAGUAUAGAAAUUUUCAAGAAUCAGUAUGACGAUUUUAAAGGCAAAAUUUAUGAUGAACAAGUCAAGUUUAUAAAUGCUUUAGCCUUACAAAAUUCUACAUCUGUUAGAUCUAGAGUUUCUCAAAUUUAUGUAGCAUCGAUGUUGCUGACAUUUGCUGUUUUUGAAAAAAAUAUGGAAAUGGUGAAAGUACUACUUAGAUUUAAAGCUGAUCCAAGGAUCUACGAUUUAAAAUACGGUCCAACUUCGAUCAGCUAUGCUUUAUUAAAGGAAGAUUUCAUACAAGAGUUUCUAAAAGAAGUUAUUAAAGAUGAAUAUAAAUUAGUAGAGCGCAAAGUUAAAUGUUAUGGUGCUAUGUCUAAUAGUAUAAGAAAUGUUGAGGAUUAUGAAAAUCAGGAUGAGAUAAUGGACAUGCUACGCCAACUUUACCUUUUUGAUUAUGAGGAUAAUGAUGAUGGUGAUGAUAACGACGAUGAUGACGACACCGAUGAUGAUGACGAUAAUGACCAUUUAAACGAUGUCAACAGUUGCGAUAAUGAGACUUAUAGUUGAUGAAAUCAUAUACAUAUGUCACAUGUGUACGAUAUAAGUAUGAAUGUUUGUAUAUGUUUAUAUAUAUAUAAUACUGUUUAUUUUAUUUUUAUUAUGUAUGUAUAUAUAUACAUUAUUAGAGUUGCAAAAAAACUCUUUCUUUUCCUCUUGCGUUUUUUUGGGUCUAAAAAACGUAUUUUUUUGGUGUAUUUUUGGUUU
This is a messenger RNA of Hydra vulgaris (swiftwater hydra), 1704 nucleotides long. The record is from RefSeq and is a predicted model, not a curated record. NCBI's taxonomy places the organism in Eukaryota, Metazoa, Cnidaria, Hydrozoa, Anthoathecata, Hydridae.